This is a messenger RNA of Acanthaster planci (crown-of-thorns starfish), 2985 nucleotides long. RefSeq lists its product as uncharacterized. The record is from RefSeq and is a predicted model, not a curated record. NCBI's taxonomy places the organism in Eukaryota, Metazoa, Echinodermata, Asteroidea, Valvatida, Acanthasteridae. Gene Ontology annotation, molecular function: protein binding.
UCCAACGGGCGGAAGUCUCAUUCUAUUGCAGGAGGUCGUCUCGACAAAUCUGCAUGCAAGAAAGCAAAUUGCAAAGACAACAUUUAUAUUGAUAGACAGAGUAAAAGUCGGCAUCUCUGCCUUGGUAUUUCUUCCUGAAUAUUUUGAAGCCGAUUUUCUCGCGUUGUUGGAGCUGUAUGCUUGAAGGAGCAAUCACGAUGACAUUACUGGUGAAACAAGAACCGUCCCUGGUGCUUUCGAUGAUCCUGACGCUGUGGCUCUCUAGUAGUCACUUUGUCGCCCAGGAAGAACUAAAAGGGGCUCCAAAUUGCUGUGGUACCUGCUUGCAAGGACCGACUGGAACACCUGGCGUCCCGGGGAUCCCUGGGAGUUCAGGAGGUCAAGGACCUAUUGGCCCCAGAGGUGACCCCGGCAUUGGCCUGCCUGGACCCAAGGGGGAGACCGGCGAGCAAGGACUGAAGGGAGACCAGGGCGAACGGGGGAUACAAGGGCUUCCGGGGAAGCUGGGGCCUGCGGGUCGAAAGGGGGACAUCGGUGAGGGGCAGAAAGGUGAUCAGGGGCAGCAAGGAGUCCAGGGACCACCUGGUGAAAAGGGGCAAAAGGGUCAGCCAGGAGAUUCUACCCUGGUUACACCAACACUGCCCUCUGCUGUCGCAUUCAGUGCUUACCGUACGACCCAAGUCACAGGCAAUGGUGGUGAUGUCAUCAUCUUUGACAACAUCGAGACAAAUCUCGGCGAUGGAUAUAGCUCGCAAUCCGGUGUGUUUACAUGCUCAGUACCGGGGGCCUACUUCUUCACAACCAGCUUACAGAGGACCGCAUCCUCAGUGCAUCCUUACGUCAAACUGAAAAAGAACAGUCAGCUUGUCUUUUCCAUCUAUGAUAGUGGCUCUAAUAUGUACCGUCAGUGUAGCAACUCAGCAGUUAUUAUUCUGGCUGCGGGAGAUAGAGUUUGGCUUGAGUUUGGCAAUAAUAACCGAGGUAUUUACAGUGACUCUAGCAGGUAUUCCUUUUUUUCUGGAUUUCUGAUCUAUUCAAUGUAGGGCAACUAUGGAGGAAACUUGAUAGAUUGUUUGCUGUAAGAAACCAGAUACGACUAGAGUGAACAACUGAAGCGGACUGGGUCCUCUGGAAAAAUAGGAAUUGGUAGCAAUGAAACCAUAUAAAAGGAUUGGCGGACUUUUCUGGAGAGAUUAUUUCGACAUUUAAGUUUUCUUUUUCGCAGACAUUGUUUUCAUUAUCUUCAUGUUUCUAGACACAUGCGACAAUUCUUUACCGUCAGUCUUGCAACUCAACUGUUAUAACUGUUAUUGAUUUAGCGGCAGAAGAUAGGGUCUGGCUGAAGUGUGUCAGUAAUAACUGAGGUAAAGCAUUUAUCCUUUUUUUCUUGCUUUCUGAUAAUCCUAGUGAUGCAACUUGGGACAAUUUUACUUGUGUGGUGAUUGGCAUUGUAAUAAAAAAUCUAUUUAAGUGCAUUGAUCAUAACACUGCAUUUCUGGUAAUAAUUUGCAAUGUAUGUUGCGCUUUUUAAAUAUCCAUGAGGCAUGACCAUUAUUCCGGUCAGAAAUUACCUUUUGUAGACUAGUUUGACCUUUUACGAGUGACUGUUUACCCAGAAUAGUCACACACCGACCAGGGAAGCAGUCAGGCACCAAGGGAUUAAAAUUGCAGAUCAGUGAUUAAGGAGUCUCAAGACUGUUGCCUCUUUGGCUUAGAUUUGAAGGGUAUGGCACAUCUCGUUUCAAUUUUGACAUCUCUGUCCUAAGCAACUAUGGCAAAAUUGAAAUGAAAGUUUGCCAUGUGUCAAACGUUAGUAUGAAUAUCAGGAAUAGAAAAGUUACACACAGCGAAUUAAAAACAAAAUGAAAUGCAGUCCUAUGAUUGGAAAAUGAUAAACAGGAAAGGAAGUCAAUAUAAAAAUAAGCACUAGCCGAUAGGUUUAUAUUUUUAUGAAGAAACGAACAAGUUUUCUUAAUAAAAAAGGCAUGAUUUGAAGACAAACAAAGAACUUAUAUCUGGGAAAUUGUAAUAAAAAGCAUACUUUAUCAUUUCGUGAGUAACCCUCUAAAUUGACAUGCUACACAUAAAAAUCCUCAAAAAUGGUGCAGCUUCAGAAUGUUGUAAAAUAAAAUGUGCAAAAAUGAAGAAAAACAAUAUAGACAGUAUAUUACCAGAACAAAACAGGAACUAAUAACGUUUCAGUAAUCUUAAUCUACAUCGUAGGUUGGAAUUAAGCUCAUUUAGUUACUGCAUGCCUUUCAAACAAUUUAAAUGAUAUUACUUUGGUACUUAUUGGUACGAAGAUCUUGAACAGUUAGUUGCUUUCUCUUCAUAAUACAUUGUGUUGGCCAUUUGAUGUGAGUAUUCCUUUCAUAGAUUUGAUUUUUGCAAGAGAUAUACCUGUAGCCCUGAAGACUUUGGACCCUUCUUGAGCCACAUCUAUGUAAGUACCACUUCAUUUCUAUUUUUCGAAGUGCUGAAUUCUUUUUGUAACAGCCUUGAUUUCCGUCCCGCGUUUUUAAAAAUGCAUGUUCACACGUCACCGUGUGCGCUUUCUCUUCUACCUGAUAAGAUAAUGUACAGAAAUAUUUACUAGUUUGUUGUUCUCUUAAUAUUUUUGCUAGGUUUAGCAUAAUCUGCUACAGCCAUCAAAACGAUUUCCGGGAGAAAUUUGUAGUGUAAUGUAGCCACAUUAUUUCGAAAAAGUGAUUCUUUGCAGGAGAGAAAUAAUUUGUCAGUGUAACUCGUUUCGAUGAAAUGUUUCGUUGGUUUGAAAUUGCCAGACACGGGCAGGCACUGCAUCAGAAAUUCAGAUAAUUUGUCUCGUGAUUAUGGACGUGAUAAUGUUUUUUCAGUAAUGGUUCUGAAGGUGAUAGAAUGAAAAUACAUUACACAGAUUCCAAUGCCCUGGCUGUGUUUCUUUUUUCGGUUGCAGUUAACAGAUUCAUUUUUAAUUUUUUUUCAUAAAUCAUCCUUAAUUGGUAG